Molecule: messenger RNA, 5027 nt
Organism: Myripristis murdjan (pinecone soldierfish)
Lineage: Eukaryota; Metazoa; Chordata; Actinopteri; Holocentriformes; Holocentridae
Gene: crtac1b
Product: cartilage acidic protein 1b
Exons: 15
Coding region: 143-2044 (633 amino acids)
Biological process (GO): axonal fasciculation
Molecular function (GO): calcium ion binding
Source: RefSeq, a predicted model, not a curated record
UAACUGCUGCAUACCACAGCACAAUUAGCCGCCGAGUCUCUUCCUCCUCCCUCUCUCUCUCUCUCUCUCUCUCUCUCUCUCUCUCUCCAUCUCUCUCAAGCAUCGGAGGAUUUGUCGGAGUUUCCUGGCUUUAUCUGUAAAGAUGCUGUGGCUGCUUGUGCUCCUGCCGGCGCUCUCCUCAGCUCAGCGUUCAGAGCCCAUGUUCUCAGCUGUAACCCAGAGCGUUCUUCCUCCUGAUUAUGAGAAUAACCCCACCCAGCUCAACUAUGGCGUGGCCGUCACUGACAUGGAUGGAGACGGAGACCUGGAGAUUUUUGUGGCCGGCUAUAAUGGCCCUAACCUGGUGCUGAAGUAUGACAAGCAGAGGAAGAGACUUGUCAACAUAGCUGUUGACAACCGGAGCUCCCCAUUCUAUGCCCUGAGAGACCGUCAAGGCAACGCCAUUGGAGUGACAGCUUGUGACAUCGAUGGAGAUGGUCGGGAGGAGAUUUAUGUCCUGAACACCAAUAAUGCCUUUUCUGGUCGAGCGACGUAUUCUGACAAGCUGUUUAAAUUCCGUAAUGGACGCUUUGAGGAUCUGCUGAAUGAUGAGAUCAACGAGCACAGAGAUGUAGCCAACCGUAUGGCUGGGCGCUCAGUGGCCUGUGUGGACAGGAAGGGUACUGGUCGCUAUGCCAUCUACAUAGCUAACUAUGCCAGUGGCAAUGUGGGUCCCCACGCCCUCAUAGAGAUGGAUGAAGCUGCCAGUGACCUUUCACGGGGCAUCAUUGCCCUCUCCAACGUGGCAGAACAGGCUGGAGUCGACAAGUUCACUGGAGGACGAGGUGUGGUGGUGGGACCCAUCUUAAAUCCAACCUUCUCUGAUAUAUUUUGUGACAACGAGUACGGACCCAACUUCCUCUUCAAGAACAACGGAGAUGGAACUUUCACUGAUGUGGCACAGCAAGCGGGUGUGGAGGACCCGAUGCAGCAUGGCAGAGGGGUGGCUCUGGCAGAUUUCAACCGUGAUGGCAAGACAGACAUCGUCUAUGGCAACUGGAAUGGGCCACACCGCUUGUACAUGCAGCUGAACAACCGCAAACAGAGAUUCAAAGAUAUAGCAUCCCAGAAGUUUUCCAUGCCAUCCCCAGUGCGUACCGUCAUUGCUGCAGACUUUGACAAUGACAAUGAGCUGGAGGUCUUCUUUAAUAACAUUGCCUACAGGGGCUCCUCUGCCAACAGGCUUUUCAGGGUUACCAGGAGAGAGCACGGAGACCCUCAGAUAGAGGAGCUGAAUAUUGGGGAGGCAGCUGAACCAGAGGGACGAGGAACUGGAGCUGUAGUGACAGACUUUGAUGGAGACGGACGUCUGGACCUGCUAGUGUCACAUGGUGAGAGUGCAGCACAGCCACUCUCCAUUUAUAGAGUCAACCAGGGCACCACCAACUCAUGGCUCCGUGUGAUACCCCGAACCCAGUUUGGUGCAUUUGCCAGAGGGGCCAAGGUGGUGGUGUACACCAAGAGGAGUGGCCCACACACACGCAUCAUUGACGGCGGGUCAGGGUAUCUGUGUGAGAUGGAACCCGUUGCCCAUUUUGGCCUUGGUAAGGAUGUGGCCACCAAUGUGGAGGUGUACUGGCCAGAUGGUCGAUCAGUGGCCAGACCUCUAGAGCCUUCAGAGAUCAACUCAGUGCUGGAGAUCCCCUAUCCACGAGAUGAGGAGGAGGCCACUCCUACCGUGGAAAUAGAGUGUGGCCAUGGGUUUGCCAUGAAUGAGAAUGGCCGAUGCACUGAUAAAGAUGAGUGUACCCAGUUCCCCUCUGUGUGUCCCCCUGACCGUCCCGUCUGCACCAAUACCUUUGGCAGCUAUAAGUGUCGCGCCAACAAGAGAUGCAACCAAGGCUUUGAGCCCAACGAUGAUGGGUCAGCCUGUGUGGCCCAGGUGGCUUACUUUGGGGGGACACAGUCUUCCGGGGUGCGAAAGUGGUCCGGCCUUUCUCUCUGGCCUCUGUCUGUCUCUGUGCUACCUCUCCUCUUUAUCCACCUCCAGACUGGACUACUGUAGCUGCUGCUCUCCUCUCCACAAAGGAAAUAAUCCCUUCUUUCCCAGCUCUUUCCUCUACCACUGUCCCGUUCGCUCACCACUCCGAGGGUGAAUGGGAAUGUACACAAACUCUCGGGGCAAACUUUUCACGGAAAUGUCUCUUCCGCCUUCGCUUCUUCUUCUUCAUUUUAGUCAAAGCUAUCCAUGGACCUCUCCUCUCUUCUUUUUUUGUUGAUUGUUCAUGGUCUUGCCCCUUCCUUGCUGCUAUGUGUUUCCUUUUGGCUCCCGGCCCCCUGUGGACUGUAGAGAAACCUACACAGGGAGCAUGCCCGCUGGGAGCGAAGGGGUUCAGAAGUAACUGUGUCACGCCCGCGGCGCUUUCACGUCAUCACCUGGCACUUAUCUUAGUGGGACCUGAACUGAGGCCAAGUUAUUAAGUGGAGCUACCGUGUAUAAACCACUGUACAUACAGCAGACGGAUCCACUGGCUCUGGCUACAGACUACAUUCAUUAGAGACACGCUGAGGCCCCAUCUGUAUCUCCACCAUGCCACUAUGUUAAUCCUCACAAUGUCACUCUCGUUCUUAUUAUAGGCUUAUUGGGAUGCUGAGGAACACCAGGUCUCCCAGCUUUAGGUUUUCUGUGUGUGUGUGUGUGUGUGUGUGUGUGUGCGUGUGUGCUUGGGUGUGUGCAUGCGUGGGUGUGUGUGCGUGCGUGCAGUGUCCAAAGAAGCAGUUGGGUAGAGGAACAUAUGCCAGACCAUCUGUCUCAGACUCCAGUUUGCAUUCUGUCACCUAUGAAUAAUACAAGAGCACAGUAUAGAAGGUAUAAAACACACAUGUACACGCGUGCUGGCACAAGCAUAGACAGACACAGAUUUUCAGGAUAUUUGUACAGUAGGCAAAGAGUGGAAUUGAAUGCACUGUGAUUUACCUAACAAUAUUCAAAUCACUACUGAGUUUGCUGUUUAAAAUAUCACUUGGUAGAUAUACUGUAUGUGAUGGAUGUAUCGAAUAAAUGAACAUCAGCUUACAGUAUUUACUGUGUGCUGUUAGUAUUAAUUGUAAAUUAGGAUUAAUAAUGCUUGUUUUCCUGUUCCAGUGAAAUAAAGGUGAGGUAAGGAAGACUGCAGGAAAGAGGUGUUGGUUUUAGUUUUGUCUAACAUUCCCCGAGUAAACUGGUGUUAUUGAGGUGAAGCUGAACCAAAUUCCCCCCAACAGUCCCUGGUGAUAGAGUCAUAUCCCAUUUUUCACAUUUUGCUCAUGUUGGGGGCUUUAGUAUACAAAAAAAAUGCCCAAAGCGCAUGAAACCCUUAAACUUUUCAUGAAAGUUGAUGAAAUAUUUUGGCACAAAAGAUGACCAACAAGAGAAAAUGUGUUCCUUCCGCAAGAUGUUGACAGCAUGUUGAGCCACAGAUCUUUUGCUUCCCAAAACUGCAGGAGUACAUCUGAUCUCUUCCCAGGACUCAGCAGUCCCAGUGCAGUAACCAACCAACAUAGCAACCCAGCUCACAGCUCCCAUUCGCAUCCAUUUUUAGACUAAGAUCACUAUCACAACAGGGGAUGCAUUCUUCAUCUUGCACUGGCCAGAACUCCAGCACAGUCCUCCAGAGCAGUGUGUGUGUGUGUGUGUGUGUGUGUGUGUGCGUGCAUGUGUGUUUGUGUGAUUUGUGGCUUUCUCCCCGUUCCCUCAAUGAGGCAAGUGUUAUAUAUUUUCUAAAUUUUUAACUUAACACCUCACACAUUCCAUUUAAAACACAACACCAAACGCAGCCCCUGACAGCAAGUCCCCAAGCCUGCUAACGAGUUGGACGCGAACCACCGAUGCCACCUGGAAAUUACAAACACUUCAGCUGAGAUUCAAAGAUUUUCAGUUGUUCCUCUCAGAGAAAUGUUUAAUGAAAACUGACAAGAACAGCCAGAGCAUGAAAAACCAAUAAACAAAUGAUGAGGGAUGUGUUAAAAUUACUCACCACGGAUGUCUGUUGGGUCCAUAUUUAUGAUGUUAUCAUGUUUGCUGUAUUCUGUUAGGCAAUGACUUUGUGGAGAGUCUUGUGGCGUACAAGAGCUCAAAAUCAUGUCCACUAAGGUGCUACAGGUUACGUGUUUGGUCAUUUUCAUUAACUAAUAUAACAGAGCAACUAAAGAUGUUAUUGAAGGGAUAGAAUUUAGAGGGUUUUUUUUCUCUGUCAUUGAUUGUAAUUUGAAUCACGUGGGCCAGGCUUACAGUAAAUUGUUAUAUGAUAUGAUAUGAGAGAGUUAAUUCAAGUGCACUGUUUGCAUGGACAUAAGACCCAUAGGUGUUUAAUGAAAAGUGCAUGUUUUAAAAGGACAUCCAGACUUUAUUCACCUUCAUUUUUGUACUUGUUAUUGUUCAUCUAGUCCCUCUUAACAUUCCCAGGUUGUGACUAACAACUGAGGUCACAGAUUAGGCCUACCAUACAAAGCUCUAGUCAGACAUUAAAUAUGUCUCUAACCAGUGGAACUGUGAUUUACUGAAAGUAUGAAGUCAUGUUGAAGAAAAUAAAUGACAAGGUAAUGUUUACAAUGAUGGAUUAUCUUGCUCAACUGCUUUAGACAUCCCUGUAAGUUGAAUUUCAUAGUCUUUGGAGGAGAACAGAAAUACAUGACUUCAGACAGGUACUGAAAUGAUAUAUGAUCUCAGUAAGUGCAAUACCAGAACAUAGACAGCACCGAGAAUAAUGCAGAGAGAGGUAAGCUAGAAAAAACAACUCUAAAACUGUGUAAUGUACCUGAACUUUGUUGUUGACUGAUAUCCAACCUCCUGUUCUUUGGUAUUAGAAGGCUGCGGAUGUGUGUGUGCGUGUGUGUGUGUGUGUGUGUGUGUGUGUGUGUGUGUGUGUGUGUGUGUGUGAGUGUGUGUGUACGUGUCUGGCAUGGUCACUGCCACUGCAUUGUUCAUGUCCCUGUGCUGACAGAGGCUCCAGCUGUGUUUCUCUCUGCUGAAAUGAACUGCUAGUGGAGAUGUCCCUGUGCGAAAUAAA